AUGUCAUCAUCGGGCAAAUCCUCAUUCUUCUCGAGGAAUAAGAAGGAGAAGAGGAACAACAGCGAUGAAGGACGACAACUCUCGUCUGCGGGUGCAGGAAACAAUGAUGCAGCAAGUGGUAGAGGAUCGCAAUCUUCAAGGCAUGCAAGAAUGUCUUCUGUUGCCUCGGAAGAUGCUCCCGGAUCGCCUGUUACGGAUUUGACAGGAAUCAAUACAAUGGCUGGUGUGAUUACUUCGAUUCCAUAUGACAGUGUUAUGGCAGAUGGCCGGUCGCCAAUACCAGUGGAUUAUUUACCUAGGAGCGAUCAAGUACCUUUGAGGAGAGAACCACUCCCACAUCAUCUGAAUAUGAAUGGAAUGGAUUUUCAUCAAUACCCCGCUUCAGAUACAGCAUCUAUCAAUGGCAGUUCACAUCCUACGGGCCCUCGACCUCCACCGGUGGGAAGUAAUGUAACCAUGUCAUCGACCGGCAAUCGCACAACUCAAUUACAGCAUUGGGGACCUAAUCGAACGAGUAUCGCGAGCACGGUAAAUGGAAGUCACAAUUCAAGGUACGAUUCUUAUUCUACUAAUCAAUCCUCGAAUUAUGGUGGCCGUAUUUCUUUCGAUCAGCAAAGCAUAGAUUCUAUGACGGAAAGAUCUAGCGUUCUCUCAUCAGGAAGUUCUGCGAAAACGGCUUUGCCAGGUUCUUACUCGAAUGGUUCGUUAUCGCCAUCAUAUCAGCCAGGAGCAGGAAGAGAUCAAAGAAUAACAAAACUACCUCAACAUCUUAGCGCAGCAGGAUAUAGUGCGCCAGUCGCAUCGCCGGAUGGAUUUAAACUCAACAAACCCAACGACGAUAGGGUUAUCGAAGAACAAUUUUUGUCACUGAUGCAGAAAAGAGGAUGGCACAAUUUACCCGAUCAAGCGCGCCGACAGAUGAUGGCUUAUACUCCAGCGAAAAAGUGGACUUUAGUACAUCAAGAUCGCUUAACUGAAUGGCAAGGAGAACAAAAAAGGCGAACGAAUGCUCGGCAAACAGGUCAAUAUGGUUCUGCUAUGGAAAUGCUUUUGAAUGCGGAGGAAGAGGGAACUCCGGAAUGGUUCGUGAGGAAGGUUAUGGACAAUAGCAUUUCAGCGAAGCAAUUACAAAGUCUAGCAGUCAGCCUUCGAACUCAACCAAUUGGUUGGGUGAAAACCUUUGUGGAAUGCCAGGGCCAGGUUGCUCUAACCAAUGUACUCGGAAAAAUAAACCGGCGACAAGCUCAAGGACCGACUGGGCCCGAAGGAUCGAUCAGCGACAAGGAUUUGGAUAGGGAAUAUGACAUUUGCAAAUGUCUGAAGGCUCUGAUGAAUAACAAAUUCGGUGCCGAUGAUGCUUUACAACAUCAACAAGUCAUUGUGGCUUUGGCUACCUCCUUGGUAUCACCCAGGAUUCCAACGAGGCGGGUCGCCAGUGAAGUCUUAACAUUCUUGUGUCAUUGGGCAGAUGGGCAAGGUCAUUUGAAGGUUAUUCAGGCUAUGGACUAUGUGAAAAAUCAACAGGGUGAAAAUGGACGGUUCGAUGCAUGGAUGCGUGUUGUUGAAGUCACUGUUGAUGGACGUGGAAAAAUGGGAAGUCUUGUGGGGGCUAGUGAGGAAGUUAGAAGUGGUGGUGCUGGCAUGGAGAAUCUGCUCAUGGAAUAUGCUUUGACUACUAUGUUCUUGAUUAACAUGGUAGUUGAUGCUCCUGAGAGGGACUUACAACUCCGUGUUCACAUUAGAGCUCAAUUCACAGCAUGCGGUAUCAAGCGAAUUCUCACGAAGAUGGAAGGCUUCCAGUACGAUGUUCUCGACAAGCAAAUCGAAAGAUUCCGUACGAACGAAGCUAUCGAUUAUGAGGAUCUUCUCGAGCGUGAGAAUAGUAGUAUGAAGGAUAGUAUCGAAGGGGAAAUCAAAGAUCUUACUGACCCUGCUCAAAUUGUCGAUGCUAUCAUGCAGAAAGUUCAAGGCAGUAGAACUCAAGAUUACUUUGUUUCUGCAAUGCAACAUCUUCUACUCAUCAGGGAUAGCGACAGUGAGGAACGAUUGAGAAUGUUUCAACUUGUGGAUUCAAUGCUCAGUUAUGUCGCUAUGGAUAGGAGACUUCCUGACAUGGACUUGAAGCAAAGUCUCAAUUUCACAGUACAGAGUCUUUUGGAUAAGUUACACACAGAUUCUGAAGCUAGGCAAGCACUAGAUGAAGCACUUGAAGCCCGCCAGAUUGCCGAUUCGGCUAUGGCUGAAAGAGAUGAAAUGAGGGCUAGAAUUGAGCUUGGUGCAGAUGGACUUGUAGGCAAAUUGCAAAAACAGUUGGACGAGCAAGCACAAAUCAUUGAAGUUCAGCGAAGGCAAAUAGACGCAUUAAAGGGUGAGAUGGAAAAUAUUCAAACAGUUCGUGCCAAGGAAGCUCAAAGAAAUGAGCUCGAAACUAGAGAAUUAUACCUCAUGCUUCGUGAUGCACAAGAUAUCGCCGCAUCUAACGCUUCAAAGGGUGGAGCCGGUCUGGGUGAGACAGAUCCUUCACAUAUGAAAGGCAUAUUGGAUCGUGAAAGACUUAUGGAUCGUCUUGAGAUGCAAAUUGAGAGACAAAAGACACAGUAUAAGCUUGAGGGUAGAGUCUGGGGUGACGCUGCCGGUCCUUCUGAUCGUUUGAGAGCACUUCGUGAAGAAAUGGAUGGUGUAGAUUAUGGACCAGAUGGUGGUCUCGGAGUUCCUCCGGGAGAUUACACUCAUAGCAUUCUUGGAAACGUAACGAGAUCAGCCAAGAUUCCUAGAAAGCCGAUCGGCGUGGAAGAAUUCUCGGAUGUCUCUGAUAUGGAGGAAGAUGACGAAGGCAUGGUUUAUGAAAAGCCUCGUGUUGUCAAAGUGAGAAGACCAAAGCAAUCGAAGGGCUACUUGGACGAGAUGAGCUCUAAAGUCAAGCGUUAUGAUGCUAGCGAUGAUGAAGAGGAUGAUGGAAUUACUACCGGACCUUCACACCCAAGUCUUGAAUCCGACGGGCCAAAGACUCCUCAUGGCCCGAAUUCUUCAAGGACCGAUGGACCACCACAAGUGGCAGGACAAGGUCCUCCUGGUUUCAAUGGUCCACCUCCACCUCCUCCACCACCCCCCUCAGGUAUGCCAGGGCAAGGUCCUCCUGGAUUCAAUGGGCCACCGCCUCCACCACCUCCCCCCCCUCCUCCAGGUAUGAAUGCACCACCUGCACCAGGAUUCGGUGGACCGCCACCUCCCCCUCCGCCUCCACCUCCUCCUGGUAUGCCUGGUAUGCCUAGUAUGGGGGGACCACCACCACCUCCACCACCUCCUCCGCCUGGAAUGCCUGGCAAAAUGAGUGGGCAAUUUUUAUCACAACCAGCCUACAAUGCUGCACCAACACUUGGUAUGGGUGUUGCAAGAUCAAAGAAGAAGCUCAAGGUUAUUCACUGGGAGAAGGUUGAUACUCCUAUGACCACUCAUUGGGCUGCUCAUGCACCUACAGCAGCGGAGAAAGAAGAGAAAUAUGCCGAACUUACCCGUAAAGGUGUCCUUGAUGAAGUUGAAAAGUUGUUCUUAGCAAAGGAAAUCAAACAAAUUGGAAAGAGCAACAAGGCCAAGUCGGAUAAGAAACAGAUCAUCUCGAGCGAUUUGAUGAGGACCUUCCAAAUUUCUCUUGCAAAAUUUUCUACGUUUGCCCCGGAAAAAAUUGUUCAGAUGAUUAUCCAUUGCGACAAGGAUGUCUUAGAUAACCCUGUUGUGAUGGACUUUUUGAUUAGAGAUGACAUGUGUAACAUUCCAGAAAAUACGGCAAAGCUCAUGGCACCAUAUAGUAAAGACUGGACUGGGCCUGAUGCAAAUAAGGAGAAUCGCGAAUCGGACCCGAACGAAUUGACGCGCGAAGAUCAAAUUUAUCUACAAACGGCCUUCGAAUUACGUCACUACUGGAAGUCAAGAAUCAGAGCACUUUCGCUUACUCGUACAUUUGAACAAGAAUAUGACGAAAUUUCUGACAAGCUCAAACAAGUUGUUGCAGUAUCCGAAUCAUUACGAGACUCGGUAUCAUUGAUGAAUGUCCUUGGUUUGAUUCUUGACAUUGGUAACUACAUGAAUGAUUCUAACAAGCAAGCGAGUGGUUUUAAGUUGAGUUCCCUGGCACGAUUGGGAAUGGUUAAGGAUGACAAGAAUGAAUCGACCUUCGCUGAUCUCGUUGAACGUAUUGUCCGAACACAAUAUUCAGAAUGGGAAGGUUUUACUGAUGAUAUCGGCGGGGUUGUUGCAGCACAAAAGCUGAAUGUUGAGCAAUUACAACAGGAUGCCAGACGAUAUAUUGACAACAUCAAAAACGUUCAAAUGUCACUUGAUUCGGGUAAUCUCAGUGAUCCAAAGAAAUUUCAUCCACAAGAUCGUGUUAGUCAAGUGGUUCAACGAUCGAUGAAGGAUGCCAGAAGGAAGGCUGAACAGAUGCAACUAUUCUUAGAGGAGAUGAUUCGAACUUAUGAUGAUAUUAUGGUCUUCUAUGGUGAAGAUGCUGCUGAUGAGAAUGCAAGGAGAGAUUUCUUCGCUAAGCUUGCAAUUUUCGUAACUGAAUGGAAGAAGUCGAAAGAAAAGAACAUGAUCUUGGAAGCCACACGAAAGCGAAACGAGGAAUCGAUGAAACGGAAGCGAGCACAAAUCAAUGUUGGUGCCACAACAUCUGCUGGACCACCUUCACCAAGUUCCACGGGUGCUAUGGAUUCCUUACUGGAGAAAUUGCGAGCUGCAGCACCACAAGCUCGUGAUCAAAGAGAUCGAAGACGAAGGGCACGAUUGCAAAAUCGUCAUCAAGUUCGAGUUGCAUCUGGUCAAAAGAUUCCUGAUCCAGAUGAGAUACCAGAAGCUGAAAUGGGACUUAAGAGUCCUGAAUCAGUUAGCACGGAAGGUUUAUUGAGCCCUGACUUGCCACCCCCAAGAGAAGUCGAAAAUGAAACCGAUGACGUCGCUGAUAGAGCAGCGCAAUUGUUACAAGGCAUGAGAGGAGCUGAUGGGGCUGAUGAGGGAGAGGGAGAUGCUGCCAGAAGGGAUAGUGCUAGAAGAUCUAGAAGGAGAAAUAACGCAGAGGAGGAAAGAAACGAAAGACGUAGACGUAGACAAAAAGCUACAAGUACUUCCGAAGCUGCUAUCCCAGGGACAGAAGAAGAAACGAACGAGGAAGAAAAGUUGAAGGAAACUACGAUAUUGGUACCGGGGCCACCGUUGUCGGAAGAUGGUGAUAGACUACUUACGCCAACGAUGAUUGUUAGUCCGCCUGCAGAUUCAGAAGUCGAGGGGUCCCCGCAAAAACCGAUUGAAUUGGAUGAUUGA
Botrytis porri is the source of this 5316-nucleotide messenger RNA. RefSeq lists its product as uncharacterized. Bases 1 to 5316 code for a protein of 1771 amino acids. The record is from RefSeq and is a predicted model, not a curated record. NCBI's taxonomy places the organism in Eukaryota, Fungi, Ascomycota, Leotiomycetes, Helotiales, Sclerotiniaceae. Gene Ontology annotation, molecular function: actin binding; small GTPase binding. The transcript is spliced from 2 exons. Gene Ontology annotation, cellular component: mating projection tip; cell division site. Gene Ontology annotation, biological process: actin filament bundle assembly; barbed-end actin filament capping; mitotic actomyosin contractile ring assembly.